This is a messenger RNA of Prunus avium (sweet cherry), 799 nucleotides long. Its product is annotated as importin beta-like SAD2 homolog. The record is from RefSeq and is a predicted model, not a curated record. Gene Ontology annotation, biological process: protein import into nucleus. Lineage: Eukaryota; Viridiplantae; Streptophyta; Magnoliopsida; Rosales; Rosaceae. Gene Ontology annotation, cellular component: nuclear envelope; cytosol.
GAUAUAUUAAAUCGGCUGUACACUCGGUUUGGAGAUUUAAAGCUUCAAAACCCAGAAAACAGAGCAGUCGCUCAAAUGUUUCAGAAGAAUUAUGCUGGGAAGAUUCUGGAGUGUCACUUAAAUUUGUUGAAUGUGAUCCGAACUGGUGGCUACUUACCUGACAGAGUUAUCAAUCUCGUUCUUCAGUAUUUGAGCAAUAGUAUCUCGAAGAAUAGCAUGUAUAAGCUGCUGCAACCUCGACUUUGAUGUUCUUCUUUUUGAGAUUGUUUUUCCCCUUAUGUGCUUCAAUGACAAUGAUCUAAAGCUUUGGGAUGAAGACCCACAUGAAUAUGUCAGGAAGGGUUAUGAUAUCAUUGAAGACUUAUACAGUCCCAGGACAGCUUCCAUGGAUUUUGUGAGUGAGUUGGUUAGGAAACGUGGAAAGGAAAAUCUUCAUAAGUUCAUUCAGUUCAUUGUCGAAAUUUUUAAGUGGUAUGAUGAAGCGCCAGUGGAAUGCAAGCCAUAUCGACAAAAAGAUGGUGCUCUUCUUGCUAUUGGAGCACUUUGCGAUGGACUGAAACAAACUGAACCCUACAAGUCUGAACUUGAGCGUAUCUUUUUGGAUUCAUUGGCUAGUAGAUGGAAUGGAAAGCCACCAUUUGCUAGUUUCCAUGGCUUUCUUUUUCUUCAAGUUUAGGGUUUGUUUGUGUAACUGUUAUAUCUCUGUUAGUUUUCUUUCUGUGGCCAUCUUGGGCACCCCUGCAUUUUAUUGUUAUAUGCAAUAAAAUAUUAUUUCUUUUUUCAAAUAACAAAAAAGUCA